This is a messenger RNA of Microcebus murinus (gray mouse lemur), 1382 nucleotides long. The record is from RefSeq and is a predicted model, not a curated record. Lineage: Eukaryota; Metazoa; Chordata; Mammalia; Primates; Cheirogaleidae.
AGUGGACACAGCCAGUCAUGGGGCGUCCGUGGGAGAGGACAGUGGACACGGCCAGUCACGGGGCAUCCGUGGCACCGGGAAGCGUGGCUGUGCUCCCGGCUGCUUCGGGAGUUUCCUGGCUCCGGUGGGCUCACCUGCCCCCGCUGGUCCCUCCUGUCCUCCUGCUGUCCCGUGUCCCUCACGCAGUUGCCCGGCUCCUCUCUGAGGGCCACCAGGCCUGUCCCCACAUUGGUGCUGGCCGGGACGUCCCGGCGUCUCUGCCACACGCCUGUCCCUGUGGGUGUGGGUGCGGGCGUGAGACACACUGGGGGGACCGGGGGUGGGCGGCUCACCCCGGUGGCGCGGGCAGUCCCGGGUGGAGACCAGCACCCCUGCUCGGGGACAGAGGGUCUCCCCGCACAGUCCCUCUGUGUGGCUCCAUCCCAUCUCCAGCAGGUGUGCCUGCAGAUGCCGUCAGCCCCUGCGGACAACGGAUUUCCUCGUCCGUAAUUGACACAAGUGCUUUAAACCCAGGAAUUCCCUGUGGAAAAGCAGCAGGAAGACGGGCCCCGGGACGGUCCUGUGGCAGGUUCGUCAUCGCGCCUGGUCCCCUGAGGCUCCCACGGGAACGCCGCGCUCGCCUCUGCCGGCACGUUCGACCCCGAGCGCUCACAGGCUGCGGGACACGGGGCCCCGGACGUGACCCCAGGCCCACGCUGACACGGGAACCCGGGAGACAUCCCCGCCGGGCGACACACCUGGCACAGCCCGUGCCCAGCCGUGGAGCCAGCGGAGAUGCCCUCGUUCGGGAAGGUGACAGAGGAGGACACGCCACCCUGGGGCGACCUUUAUCUCUGUGGGGAGGAAAGGACUCACGUCUCAGCACGGUGGGUCCUGACGCUGUUCACGGACGGCAGCUGGGCCGCGUGUGUCGCGUGUCCGUGUCAGCCGUCCCGGCCGGAUCCUGUGCACACCGGGCACAUCCCCGGGAGGGGCUGUCGUCUUUUUUUAUUAUUAUUAUUUUGAACAGCAUGCUAGCAGGGGCUGUCGUCUCCCACGCGGCUGCGGACGCCUGGGCCCCACCGCUGCGACGCAGCCCUGUCUUCACCCUCCCCGGGUGUGUGGCCUCCGUAAAGUCACUUAACCGCUCCGGCGCGGCGCUCACCGGCCGAGACACCUCGCCCACAGCCGGCGCUCACGGUCCGCACGGCGGUCUGUGCCGCGCAUGGACGGCGCGUCCGCGCUGCUCUCCCGUGUGCCGAGGGAAGCAUGACAGCACCAAGAGCUCGUUUCACCUCACAGGCAGCUUUACUCGUCACGUAAAUAUCAGAAUAGGGAAACAUACGCAUAUAUGUUUUCAUGACGUUAUUUUUAAAUGUUCACAGUUUUAUUUUGAUAAAUGA